UUGUGCCGCAGGGAUUUGGUUUCUAUUAUUUAGUUUUUUCAUUCAUUUCAGGAUCAAGCCAUUUUCCUUUUUCUAUCCUUUUUGGGUUUGUGUUUAUAUUUUUGCAAACUUGGCUAUAGUGGAAAAUAAUAUUUUUGCUCUAUCUUUUAAUCUGACCUUUCGAUUUUCAAGUUUUUACUUGCAACAAGUGGCUGUACCAUGAAGCACGUGAGACACCUUUCUCCAUGUGUGGCCCUGAUUCUUUUUGCUUCACUGGUUGGAGCCAAGUUCUACAGUCCACCCCAGUAUAACCAUUACCAGGCAGGACACGCUCAGCAUCAUGACCCUGGGAAACCCACCAGCAGACACAAGAACCACUGUGCCUACGUGGUUGAGAAGACCGUUUCCUUCACCAUGCAAGAGGGGGCGGCCCCGUACGUCAAGGCUGAGUACAACAACUGUUCCUGGGGGAAGAAAUGUCCUGCUCUCCUGUAUCGUCUGAUGUACAAACCCAUCUUCAAAGUGGCUCACAAGACGGUGACGGAGCUGGAGUGGCGGUGCUGUCCCGGCUUCUCCGGCUACGGCUGCAUGGAGUCGGCUUAUCACCACCCUGUCCGCAUGAUGCCCCCCUUCAACGGCCCGUCGUACAAGGGCCAAACGUUUAAGGGACCUCAGUUCAAGGGCCCCCCGCACAAAGGCCCCGUAUUCAAGGGCCCCAUGGUCAAGGGGCCCAUGUUCAAGGGCCCCCCCAUGAAGGCCAACCCAUGGGGUCAGCUGAACGGGCCCCCUCCUGGCGGGUACCCCAUGCGUCACUUUGACUCUCCGAUGGCCCCCUCUUACCCCGAGACAUCCUUUGAAGAAUACCCCUCGGGACCCGGGGCCAUGCCGGACCACCAGGGCCCUCAUCAAGGCCAGCAUGAGACAGAGCCAGAGCACGAGACGCAGCCGGAAACAGAACCCGGACAUGGACCUGAACACGGGCAUGGACUCGGACAUGAGGACCAACACGGCCAUGCACCGGCACAACAUGUGUCCGUUCAAACUGCUCCUACUGAUGAAGGCCUAGAGGUUGAAGGCCAAGGACUGAACGGCGAGGCGGGUGAGCGUCUGGACCAGAUGGAGGACGACCUCCGGCGUCUGAGCCAGGGUCUGGAGACGCUGAGGGGGACCGUGAACGGGCUGGAGGACGGUCUGCGCGCCUCCCUGAGGGAAGACGCCAACAGGAUGCUCUCCGCCCUGCUCUCGGCCGGCCCCAGCCCCGUGUCGGCCCCGGCGCCCGCCGUGGGGUUCGGGGACAUCCCCGGCGGAGACCCCGCGCUGGACGGGCUGGACGGCAGGCUCGUGUUCCCCGUCGCCGGGGGCCUGGACGGGAAGAUGGAGGAGCUGAGGGCGGACCUCCGGGCCAGAACAGCCGAGCUUCUGGAGCUGAGGACCACGGUGCUGAGCCACGACGGGGCCCUGAAGACGCUGUCGGGGGGGCGGUCCGGCUCCGUCGGCGGCCUCGUAGGAGACGGCCGGAAGGCUGCAGAAACCCUGGUGGACGUCAAGCUGAGCUCGGCCCGAGCGGAGAUCCUGGACGGGUUGGAGGGGCGGGUGACGGGCGCAGAGGGCCGCUGCGAGGAGAAGGCCGGCGAGGUGAGGCGUCAGUGCCAGCGGGAGCACGGGGAGCAGCAGGAGCGGAUGCAGCAGGGCCUGGAGGACAGGGCCGGCACUUUGAAGAGAGAGAUGGUCCACCUGCGGACUCAGGUCCACGGACUGGAGGCGGCGGAGAGCUGCUGUGGCGGGAUGCCCGGGCUGGUGGACAGGAUGCAGCAGCUGGAGACGUCAGUGGCGGGACUCAACCGGUCCCAGGGCCACCUGAGGGUGGAGCUGGGGGGCCACAGGGACCACAUCGAGGGCAUGCUGGAGGGGAGGCUGGGGUACGUGGAGUCCAAGCUCAAUCUGACAGGUACGGCCACACCUGGGCAGCUGGCAGGACGGGCCGGUGGCGCGCUCGGCAGCGACGUAGAGCAGAGGCUGGAGGCUAAGAUGGCGGGGCAGCUGAAGGCUCUGGAGGGCCGGCUGCUGAACGCCGUGGAGGAGCUGGGCAACGCCACGGCCCCCGCCCUGCUGGAGGGCCACGCCGUGCCCACCCUGGAGACGGAGCUGGAGUCCCUCCGGCGGAGGCUGGAGACGGACGUGGACCGCGUCCAGAAGCACCUGAGCAGCCUGGAGGUUCGCUGCGGCUCGUCCUGCGCCUCGUCCCCCGGCUCCUCCGCCAUCCAAGGAGACGCGGCCACGACCACCGCCGCAGACCCGCGCCAGGAGGAGGUCUUGAAGGGGGUGUUGGACCUCCAGGCGGACCGCCUCGACAGCCUCAACGCCACGCUGGACGGCCUCCAGAGGCAGCUGGCCCUCAGGGAGCAGCAGGAGGCGGCGGCGGCGGGGGGCUCCUCCGUUCAGGGCGAGCUCAUCUUCCUCAAGUUCAACAUCCGCUCGGUGAACCGCACGCUGUCCGUCCUGCGGGGCUCGGUGGGGGCGGUGGAGCACCAGGUGGAGCGCGCCAACAGCACCUGGCACCAGCGGGAGGAGCGGCUGGCCGGGCAGAUGAGGGGCGUGGUGCAGCUGGUGGGGCGGCAGGCCUCCAUGCUGGGGUCCGGCGAGCGCCGGCUCACCCGGCUGAAGGGGGAGCUGACGGAGAUGAGGCGGAGGCUGGCGGGGGAGCUGCAGGGCUGCCGCAGCACCGCCCUGGGGGUGAGGAAGGAGGUGACGCAGGUGGAGGGCCGCGUGGCCAGCGUGGAGGACCGGUGCAAGGGGCUGAGCCACGUGGCGGAGGACCUGGAGCGGAUCCGGGAGGAGCUGGAGAGCCAGGCGGAGGGGCUGUUCACCCAGCUCAACGGCACCCUCUACAGCCACGCCCAGCAGCUGACCGACCUCCGGGGGGAGGUGAGGAACUGCAGCGCCAAGGCGGAGACCACGCCCCCGACAACCGCCGCCCCGGGUCAGACGAGGGGAGACGCGUUCACCUUGAUUUAG
Messenger RNA from Gadus chalcogrammus (walleye pollock), 2994 nucleotides. It is a transcript of the gene emilin3a, whose product is annotated as elastin microfibril interfacer 3a. The record is from RefSeq and is a predicted model, not a curated record. NCBI's taxonomy places the organism in Eukaryota, Metazoa, Chordata, Actinopteri, Gadiformes, Gadidae. Gene Ontology annotation, molecular function: protein binding. Bases 199 to 2994 code for a protein of 931 amino acids. Gene Ontology annotation, cellular component: extracellular matrix. The transcript has 4 exons.